Scleropages formosus (Asian bonytongue) is the source of this 4007-nucleotide messenger RNA. It is a transcript of the gene ccdc92ba, whose product is annotated as coiled-coil domain containing 92Ba. NCBI's taxonomy places the organism in Eukaryota, Metazoa, Chordata, Actinopteri, Osteoglossiformes, Osteoglossidae. The record is from RefSeq and is a predicted model, not a curated record. The transcript is spliced from 3 exons. Bases 512 to 1366 code for a protein of 284 amino acids.
AAGGGCGAAUGGUGCUACAUUCCAGCUGUAGGUGUCUCGGUCGUCCUGCGGCGAGAAGCCCGCUUUUGCGCAUCGAAGAGGCGGCGCCAGUCGCGGUGUGGCGCAGCGAUAUGUGAAGGGCUAUCGCGAUAAGCGGUGAUACGCUGUGACCCGGGAUGCGCGCGGGUUGGAUGUGCGCGUCGCACGAGCUCGACAGAUGCUGCGCGCUGUUUCGGUGCUGUUCUGACACGUCCUGGAUUUAACGCAUCAUUCCGUGGCUGCGCGUUCCACUUGUUUCCUGCGUCAACAUCCUGAAGUGGAAAUAUCGCGUGUGUGUCGUGUCCGACAGAGGAGUUAGCUGCCGCGGAACUUACUGCGCUGUCUCUCUUAGGAUGAAAGAGAACAACUGAGGACGCAGGCUAAGGUUUGGGCUCAAGGACUGUUCUCCAUGAGGCAGAAGAGCGCGUCGUCCUGAAUUCGGCGCUGCUGCUGUGUCGCUCGUCCACCCCAACUGACGAGGGUGUGGGUCACCAUGGAAACAAGCUCCUUGGCACGGCAGGUGGAAAGUGUGGAGAGGAGUGUGGCAUUCCUGCGGAGGGAGCAGCUGGCCUUGCUGCAUGGUCUGCACCUGGAGAUCCUGUCUUUACAGAAGCGCUGUGCUGAGGUGGAGGAGGAGGAAAAGCUGCUGGAGACCAGGUGUCAAGAGGUGGAGGCCCAGCUCAGGGAGCAGCAGCGUACUUUGGAUGAGCUGCGCACAGAACUGAGCCACAAGGGGGCACUCGUGGGGGCACUGCGGGCCAGCCUGAAGGACAAAGAGAGGUGCUUUCUAGAGGAGUUGAAACGGCGAAGCCACCGGAGCACGGUGCUCAACACAGAGCUGCAGAAGCAAACGGAGGUGGCAGCCUACCUCUCCUUUCAGCUGCACACCACCAGGCAGAAGCUGCACCAGCAGCAGCAGUUGCAGAAGCAACAGCAACUGCAGCAGCAGCAGCAGCAGCUACCGCACCAGCAGAAGACACACCCCCGAGCUGCAGAACGGCUUCCCUCAGCCGCUCUGCUGCCUGCUGCGUCGGCCCGACCCAAACGCCGUGGCCACAAGCUAGCGGCGCAACUGCGGGCAGAGCGGGCCAGAGAGUGUGUCCCCCGCGAGAGGGUGACGGGCCCUGAGGAGCCCACCGCCAUGCCGGACCCCGCUCUCUUCCUCUACCCUCGCAGGCAUAGGCCCCACCUCCGCCUGACCACAGCACACAGACAGCAGCAGCCGCAAGCAACAGAGGAGGCUAGAGAUCAGCCAGAGACUCUGGAAGAACUGGAGGAGGUAGAGGACCAGGCGGCAUGCCUGAUGACCACAGCCCCUACCGCUGCUACCGAAACACAGGCUGAAUAGCCACAUUGUGGCUGUAUCCACCCCAAGGCCCUGUCUUCAUUAUGAUCACAUUCACCAUUAUCACUGUUAAUGGUGAUGUGAAAGUCAUUUUAGAAUACCUAUCAGCAACCAUUGUUAUCAAACCGUCAUAAAUAAUCAGGUGGUAACCUUUCAAGUCUAUAGAUGUCAUUAUACUGUAAUUCUGUGUAAAAAGGAAGUGGAGAAAAAGGAAAUGGAGUGUCUGUAGUUGGUUCCUGCUCUGAUUUCUCCAAGUUUUUGUGCCUCUUUCCCUAUAGAAUUUCUAGGUUUACCAUGUUGUUCUGCAGUUUACUGUGAGGUCCCUCUGUAUGGACCCUUCACAAUGACCUACAGUUGCUCUCGGGAGCAGUAAAAUUCGAAAACUCUAGAUGGUCCGCAUUCCCUGUUACAAUGAAACACAUUUCCUGUUAUCACAAUGAUUAUGUGUCUAUUUAAUCUGCUGAGGGAGGGCUGGUAGGGAUGAGCUGUUUUAUGAACAGGCUGGCUGACUUGUUAAUCCUGCUCGUCGCUAACCCCUGUAUAUUCAAUUAACUCACAUUAAUUGGCUUUAUUUAAUAAGUGGUUCACAAACUCAAUUUAAAUUUAUCAUUAGUUAACACUGUAGGAGGAGAGAAUGCUCAGGAGGUUAGAAUUCUGCAGUACUUAGUACAUAUGCUUACAGCCCUACUCCAUUAUGAGCUGUGUCUAACCUGCCAGGCCCUAUGAAUAGCAUUGACCUGACGCCACUCAGUGGUGACAUGUGGGCAUUGCACCCUGAAGACUAAGGCCAGCAGUAUGACCAACAGUGUUUUAGAUGUCUUGGGUUUGUUGAUGUAAAGAUGUUUUGCUGUAGAAAAUGAAUCUUGUAUCUUUUUAGCAGGUAAACUAAAAUAGCUGAAAUAUCACAAGUAAUCAAUAAUAUUGGAAAUAGCUUUUUAUAACUAUAUUUAAUGCAUUGUAUUAUAGUUGAAGUGGAUUAACUCAACUUAAUUUUAUUUACAGUGUAUAAGUUGGGGCAUCUCAAGGAUAUGUGCAAUCUGGAAUGGCAACCAACUUUUAAUUUUUAGCAGGAUGAACUUCACUACUGUGUGGCUAAAUAAACCUGUAAUAACAUGAUUUAACUUAAAUUAGAAGGGCAAUUUGGACUUGAAAAAGACUACAAUUUUUUUGUAAAACUUGUAUCAUCAAUAAUGAUAAAUUUUCAAAUUUUGUGCCUAUUAUUAUUUUCUUGUUUUGUUGAAACUUUCCUAUACCUUCAUGUGACUUGAGUAAGAUAAACAGGCAACGAGACACUGUAAUAUUCACAUUUUUCUUUGAGAAUUGUAACGUUGCAUGCCUUUUCCCUGCAGAGCAAGACUGUUGAAAUGUCUUGUAAAAGAGCUGGCAUUGGCUGCUGCUCCUUUAUCUCAGAAGCAGAAGGAAGGGGAGAGGUGCAGAUGGCCUACUGGCCAACAUCUCACAUGUGGUGCCAGGGAUCCUGGAAAUGCUUUAUUGCACUUCAGAAGUGAGGCAAACCUUGAGGCUGCAGUGGAGCCUGUGUUCAAGGCCUGCCGCAUGCUGAACUUCAGUCCUAUGUUUUACACUAGUAUGUUUGUGGCAGUGCACUGCUUUUGAAGAAACCGGUGGGCGUUGGUUUCUCACUCCGUCCUGUCCACCAUGCUGCACGUGUUCUGGGCUUUUUGAGCUCUCGCUCUGGCUUGAAAAUGGCUGGCCAUUUCCUGGCUCUGCAGAGAGCUUCUCACUGUGAUGUCACACAAUUGAAAAUAAGCAUUGUACAAAAAUUUUAAAGUUACUGCAGUUUAUCUGUUGUCAUAUGACUUGUUCCUUUGUUCAUUAUUAAUCCCUGACUAGUAUUUAUCUAAGUAAUCUACAGUCUUAUGUUUUUGAUGAAUAUAAGCAGAGGUCACUCUAAAGGAACAUGUUCCCAGAGACUAUGAGCUGGACUUCCAGAUGAAAGGAGUAAUCUGACAUGAUAAAGUUUUGUACUUGUCAUUUUCAAUAGGGUAAUUUCGCUUAACACGUUCUAUUUAAUCUUUGGAUUUAUAUUACACAAAUACAAUAAUUUUAUUUAAAAGUCAUUUCAGAUGUUUUGUUUUGGUUAUUACUGCUGCACAAUUUCUAUAAAGUAGCAAAUUUAGCAAUGGAACAUUGUCAUGUCAUAUUUGAACAAAAAUCUUAUUUUUCCAUUUUAAAUGUUUGAAACUGCACAUUCAAAAACUACUUAUUUCUUCAUGUACGGUAUACAUUAUGAUAUUUAUUAUCAUGGAAUUUGUUUGAUAAUUCCUUGUUAAGUUUUUCUUCACAAGUUGCAGCUACUCCAGACUAACAUAGAGGCAAUGAUUUGAAAAGUUUUUUUAUUUGAAUAAUAUGCGAUUUUCUUUCAGACGUAAGCCUUUAUACAUUCUAACUUACCCAGUAACUUGCCCACAAAAUAAAUAAAAGCAGUUCUACUCAUUGCUUAUUUUAUUUGUUAGCAGUUUCUAGCAAUAAUACAUAGCAUCCUUUCUGCCGUACGAGGUAUAUUGAAAAAGAUUAGCUCCCAGGAUGCAUCCGCUGGAAAAGCUGAAAUUCAGUGGUGUCCUUACUGGCUGAGAUUCCUCUGAUUUGUCUUUACCGCACAUACUGUGGUUGAUUUACAGAGAGC